AGUCACCUCGACUUACAAGACGUUUUCGUCAAUAAUUUUUAUACGAAAUUAUUUAAAAUUGUAUUGUUCAUAUUUUGUAAGGCUUAAAAACAGAGUGAGCCACCAUGCCGGACGCAGGCAAGUGCACGUUCGGCACUCGGAUGCCGAUCGACAUCCACAUGCUGAAUGAGAUUAUCUACCGGGAGGUGAAGCACUUCAGGAACUACAAGAUAUACCGCCCCAACUUUGGAUCUGUCCCCGUGACCGGCAAAUUCUACGCGGCUCACGACCAAGUGAAGACGGAGUCCAGAGAGCAGACGCAGAAGGUGGACGACUACCACCGCAACGUGGCGCAGACCAGGGCUAAAGGACCCAAGAGCAAGUACCCCACCCCGGCCACAGAGAACAUGGUAUACGGCUGGUUCUCCAAGCCGCUGGUGGCCAUGGACCGCAACGACCGCCGCUUCUACAACCCCAAGAAGGAGAGCACGCACACCAAGAUCGAGAUCAUCAUCCUCAUGUCCAACCCCAAGAGCAAAGCAUAAGCUUCCUAAACCUAGGCGCAGACCACCAACUUUCUAGUCGGCCGAUAGUUGGAUCGGGCUGUUAAUCAGUAUGGAGAUGUAUGAAAGUGCGCACAUUACACCGAUUUGGUAUCGGGCGAUUCUUCAUAUCUACAAAUUAGAAUCGGGCCCAACUAUCGGCCAACUAAAAGUCGCCCUAGGCUAACAGCUGCAUAUUAACAUUCAUAAUACCAUGCAUGCAUACAUGCCAUUGAGUCCCAAACAUUAUUAGGUACUAGGAAUAUUCGUCACAGUUAUAUGUAGAGUUCAAUUUUAUUAACUUAAAUUCGAUAUUUAGGCCUAUUUCGUAGGUUGCCUUGUUAUUUUUUAUUUUUUAUCUUUGCCUCAUAAGUUUUAUGAUAGCACUUCUUAGUUGUU
Molecule: messenger RNA, 920 nt
Organism: Ostrinia nubilalis (European corn borer)
Lineage: Eukaryota; Metazoa; Arthropoda; Insecta; Lepidoptera; Crambidae
Product: cilia- and flagella-associated protein 144-like
Exons: 4
Coding region: 105-524 (139 amino acids)
Cellular component (GO): ciliary base
Source: RefSeq, a predicted model, not a curated record